AUGGUACUUACAAGCGAAGAAAUAAACAUCAUUGUUUAUAAAUAUCUACAAGAAUCUGGUUUUCGACAUACAUCGUUUGCCUUUCAAUUCGAGAGCCAAGUUGAAAAGUCCACUUAUCGUGACGCCCCCAUACAGCCUGGAGCACUGAUAAAUAUAAUUCAUAAAGGUCUGCAGUUCAUGGAAAUAGAAGCACACAUGAAUGAGGAAGGCGAAUUGGUGGAAUGCAAUGUGCCAUUUUCUCUUCUAGAACCGCAUACAUGUCACGUCAGUACAGACGAUGCUGAAAACGAGCCUACAAUUCCUUCAUCCAGUAAAUCACAUGCGUUGCCUAACAGCAGUACAGCAGCAGCAUCUUCAACUACAGCGGCAACCACUACCACUUCGACGAAGAGAAAGAGCAAAGAGGAAAAGAGGCAGCAAAAAGAUAGAGAAAAGAGAGCCAAGAAAGAGGCUUUAUUAGAGGAUGAAGACAUGCCAAUAAACAAUCGCGUGAAAGAGGAGUCAAAGAACGAGAAUUCACUCGUCGAGAAAAAGGCCAACGGCACUUCUACAACAUCAUCUUUAGCAGCAGCAUCCCAAGCAGUAGCAAGAGAUAUGGACGAGGAAAUGACAGAAGUACAAUCAAACAGUACGGAAAUUAGACCUGAAGACGUCGUUAUUCUCCAAGGCCACCAAAGUGAAGUAUUCUCAUGUGCUUGGAAUCCAAUCGUAUCAUCACUUCUUGCAUCAGGUUCUGGAGAUGCCACAGCCAGAUUAUGGGAAGUGCCAGAAGAAAGAGAAAAGCCAACUGAACCCAUUGUAUUGAACCAUUUGCCCAACAUGAACGACAAUAAGGAUGUUACAACUUUAGAUUGGAAUCCAACGGGAAGUUUGUUGGUGACAGGCUCAUAUGAUGGUCAAGCACGUAUAUGGACACAAAAAGGCCAAUUGCGUUUUGUAAUGGGACAUCAUCGUGGCCCCAUCUUCUCUCUCAAGUGGAAUAUGUUGGGAGAUCUCGUAUUGAGUGGAAGCGCAGAUACAACAACCAUUGUUUGGGAUCCUGAGACUGGAGAAAUGAAGCAGCAAUUUGAGUUGCACACUUUGGCUAUUCUUGAUGUUGAUUGGAUGGAUAACACAACAUUCGCAUCGUGCUCAUCAGACAAAACUAUAUACGUUUGCAAAGUUGGAUCAGCAAAGCCAUUGAAAAAGUGGGUUGGACAUGAAGACGAGGUCAAUGCAGUUCGAUGGGACCCCACAGGACAAUACUUGGCUUCAUGUUCUGAUGAUAUGACGACCAAGAUUUGGAGUAUGGCAUCCGAUGAACCUAUUCAAGAAAUCAAGGGACAUAACCUCCAGAUUUACACACUGCAGUGGGCACCUUACUCACAAAAAGAUACAUCAAAUAACUCACCGAGAAUAUUGGCUACCGCUAGUUUCGACGCCACAGUUCGCAUCUGGGAUGCACUCAAAGGAACUUGCCUACACGUCUUGAAAAAUCACAGCGAAGCUGUUUACUCCAUCUCAUUUAGCCCUGAUGCUCGUUUGUUAGCGUCUGGUAGUUUCGAUGAGGUUUUAAAUGUGUGGGACGCCAAGGAUGGCUCAUUGAGAAAGACAUUUAAAGCAGAUGGCGGUAUUUUUGAAGUGCAUUUCAAUAAGACUGGUGACAAAUUGGCAGCAUGCACUUCCAAUAAGCAAGUUGUCAUCUUGAAUCAUAUGAAAAACUAA
This is a messenger RNA of Mucor velutinosus, 1704 nucleotides long. RefSeq names its product transcription factor, contains a PHD finger motif (gene ASH2). The record is from RefSeq and is a predicted model, not a curated record. The transcript is spliced from 7 exons. Lineage: Eukaryota; Fungi; Mucoromycota; Mucoromycetes; Mucorales; Mucoraceae. Gene Ontology annotation, cellular component: Set3 complex. Gene Ontology annotation, biological process: regulation of transcription by RNA polymerase II. Gene Ontology annotation, molecular function: protein binding; transcription corepressor activity. The coding region runs from base 1 to 1704 and encodes 567 amino acids.